Messenger RNA from Acanthosepion pharaonis, 1185 nucleotides. The record is from the annotation of a GenBank genome assembly. NCBI's taxonomy places the organism in Eukaryota, Metazoa, Mollusca, Cephalopoda, Sepiida, Sepiidae.
AUGUUCGCCAACUGGCGGAUUCAAAUAAGUUCUUCUUCUUUUUCUUCAUCAUCAUCAUCAUCAUCAUCAUCUUUUUCUUGUUCUUCUUCUUCUUCUUUUCGAAUUUUCUUCAUCUUUGGAAACUUCUUCGGCUUCUCUUUUUACAGUCUUUUUUUUCUCUUCUCCUUUAAAGUCGUCUCCUUUCAAAUCAGUUUAGAAAUCAUUUUCCCCAACUUCUUUGGGAUCUUCUUUUUUACAGCCUUCUUCUCCUCCUUUAAAAUCUAUUUUAGAGUCUUCUUCUUCUUCUUGAGAGGGUCUUCCUUGUUUGUCUCAGUCUCUCCUUUCUUAGUGUGUUCUUCUUUAAAGCCUACUCUUUCUUUUCGAUUUUCCUCUUCAUCUUUUAUUUCUUCUUCUUCUUCUUCUUCUUCUUCUUCUUCUUCUUCUUUCGUCUUUUCUUCGCCGUCUUCUUCACUGGUUUUCUUUAUUCCCAUCAUUUUUCGUGAAGCGUCCUCUUUCUUCCUAUUUUUCUUCUUUCUCUUUAAGGUCUUCUUCUCUAGCUUCUUCUUUAGAGACUUCUUCUUUAAAAUCUCUUUCUUUUUUCUCCUUCUUCUUCUUCAGAUUCUUCUUUCUCUUCUCUUUUUAGAGUCUUCUAACUCUUUAGCGUUGUUUCUCCUUCUAUUUCUUCUUCUUUACACUGAUCUUUGUCUCUUCGAGCCUCCUUUUUCUUCUUUUGUUUCUUCUUCUGUUUCUUCUUUUUCUUCUUCUUCUGUUACUGCUGCUUUAGAUUCGUCUUCUUUUUAUGAGUUUUAUACUUCUUUAAUCUUUUCUUCUUUUUCUUCUUUAACGUCUUCUCCUCCUCCUCCUCCUCCUCAUUCUUUAGACUCUCCUUCUUCAUUAUUUUCUUUUUCUCCUUCCUUGGGAUUUUCUUUCGUUAAAUCUUCAGCUUCUUCUUCUUCUUCUUCUUCUUCAUCAUCAUCAUCAUCAUCAUCACCAUAUUAUUAUUAUUAUUAUUAUUCCCCUCCGCAAUACAUUCGCUUCUUCCUUCUUCUUCGUCUACUUCUCACUUCUUCUUCUUCUUCUUCUUCUUCUUCUCUUCCUCUUCGUCCUUCUUCUUCUUCUUCAAAACUAUUCUGUUUUCCUUCAUUUUUUUUUAUAAAAUUCUUCAGAAUCUCCCUUUUUCUUUUCCGUUUCUGUCUCUUUCUUUAA